AUGUCCACCAUUGUCGGGCAUUUCCCCCCCAACGCAGGAGGCGAAGCAUCGCCUUCAUCUAUGGCAAGUCGCUCCAUGGAGUCCCGCACCGGCAGGACGAAGCAGCGCUACGGCGACAGCGGCGAGCGACUGGUCGCAGGCGUUGUGCCUCUCAAUGCCGCAAAAACACAUGUCCUCCUAAUCCAAUCCACCCGGAGAAAUGGAUGGGUCCUCCCCAAAGGCGGUUGGGAAUCUGACGAGACCUGCACCGAGGCCGCCCAACGCGAGGCGUGGGAGGAGGCCGGAAUCAUCUGCAAAAUCGACUAUGACCUCGGCCAGAUCACCGAGUCACGGACCCCUAAGCAGAUAUCAAAAGACUCCCCAAGGGCAGUCUAUCAAUUCUAUCAAGCUACGGUCACUACGGAGCAUCAGGAAUGGCCCGAGAAGGAGUCGAGGAGUCGACAGUGGGCUACGUACGCUGAGGCGGAGAAAGCGAUGACUGGUCGUCCGGAACUAAUCGAAGCUCUCAAACGUUCCACCUUGCAGCGGUAG
Messenger RNA from Venustampulla echinocandica, 531 nucleotides. RefSeq lists its product as uncharacterized. Gene Ontology annotation, cellular component: nucleus; cytoplasm. Lineage: Eukaryota; Fungi; Ascomycota; Leotiomycetes; Helotiales; Pleuroascaceae. The record is from RefSeq and is a predicted model, not a curated record. The coding region runs from base 1 to 531 and encodes 176 amino acids. Gene Ontology annotation, biological process: diadenosine pentaphosphate catabolic process; diphosphoinositol polyphosphate metabolic process; diadenosine hexaphosphate catabolic process. Gene Ontology annotation, molecular function: diphosphoinositol-polyphosphate diphosphatase activity; endopolyphosphatase activity; bis(5'-adenosyl)-hexaphosphatase activity. The transcript has 2 exons.